Chenopodium quinoa (quinoa) is the source of this 1728-nucleotide messenger RNA. RefSeq lists its product as uncharacterized. Bases 185 to 1633 code for a protein of 482 amino acids. Lineage: Eukaryota; Viridiplantae; Streptophyta; Magnoliopsida; Caryophyllales; Amaranthaceae. The transcript has a single exon. Gene Ontology annotation, molecular function: protein binding. The record is from RefSeq and is a predicted model, not a curated record.
AAAAUUCAUAUAUAGUGCAUAAAUACCAUAUCAUAAUGAUUUCCCAUUAACCAAACCCUUAUUCUUAUUCCUCUUUUUCUUCAAUCAACAACACUAAAGCACAGUUACCACCCUUCCAACCUUUUGUAGCACGCUUAAUAUACUACUACAACACUUUUUGGUGCAAAAUACUUGCACAAAAAAAAUGAAAUUCUCUGCUUUAUCUGUAGUUUCGAUCUUCAAGAUCGUCCUACUCCUUACAUUAGGUUUGGUGGCCGCAAAUAAUGCAGGGGAGGCUCAGCUUCGUGGUGGUACAGGAGGUAAGGAUCUAGUAAACAAAAGGAAAUACUUCUGGCCAUGGGAUCAGAGAAGAUACUGCAUCUGGCCUUUAUUUCGUUGCCGCCAACCUGAUCAACCUCCUGCAGCAGCCACUUCACCACCACCAUCUCUGCCAAUACCACCUAUACCUUUACUCUCACCGCCGUCAUCUCUGCCAAUACCACCUAUACCUUUACUCUCACCGCCAUCAUCUCUGCCUACAGAACCUAUACCAUUACUCCCGCCGCCAUCAUCUCUGCCUGCUCUUCCACCACUAACAAACAUCCCAACUGGGCUGAUUUUUGCAGACAUCAGACUUGCAGUGGUUUAUCCUAUCAUCCAAAACUUUAAAAACAUUAUUACUUCAGAUCCUUUAGGGAUCACGAAAACAUGGGUAGGAUCUGACAUUUGUAGAUACAAAGGUUUUUUCUGUGAUACACCACCAAAUAACGCGAGUGCUACAGCAGUCGCAUCCAUAGACUUCAAUGGUUAUGGCCUCAGUGCCCCAUCAUUAGAUGGCUUCAUAGACCAACUCCCUGAUUUAGCCCUUUUCCAUGCCAACUCAAACUCUUUUAGUGGCACCCUUUCAUCAAAAAUAGCCAAUCUCCCUUAUCUCUACGAACUAGACCUUAGCAACAACCAAUUCACAGGUCCAUUCCCUCUCGCUGUGGUGGGCAUGGAGAGCUUGAGUUUCUUAGACAUUCGAUUCAACCAAUUUUCAGGGUCAGUCCCUCCUGCAAUUUUCACACAACAUCUUAAUGUUCUCUUCCUUAAUGACAACAAUUUUGUGUCAGCUUUGCCUUCAUCUCUUGGAAAUUCACAUAUAUUGUAUCUCACCUUAGCCAACAACAAGUUCACAGGUCCACUACCACGCGACAUAGCCAAAGCAUUGUCAGCGUUAACGGAAGUACUGUUAAUGAACAACCAGCUAACUGGUUGUUUACCUUACGAGCUUGGCUUCCUUAACCAAGUGACUGCAUUCGAUAUCAGCCACAAUAAGCUCACUGGUCCCCUGCCGUUUUCACUAGUUUGUAUGGAGAGGGCGUCACUGCUUGAUUUCUCAGAGAAUUUGCUCUAUGGCAUGGUGCCAGACAUGAUUUGUCAGUUACCAAAUCUGGCUAAAUUAUCUCUGUCAUAUAAUUAUUUCAACCAAGUUGGUCCAUUUUGUAGGAACUUGAUUGAUAGGGGAAUUUUGGAUGUGAAAAACAAUUGCAUCCCCGGUCUACCUUCCCAACGAUCAGUGUUUGAUUGUACCAAUUUCUUCGCCAUGCCUAGGAUCUGCCCUUACUCGGGAACAUAUAAAAUUAUCCCUUGUAAACCUCACUUCAUACAUUAAGGAUUCUCAGCCAAAUCAUUGUUGAUGUAAAUGUUUUAUAAUUUGAUCAUAUAUAGUUACUGUCUUUAUUAAUUAGUUUUAUUUAUUUCUUUUCA